Messenger RNA from Pseudozyma hubeiensis SY62, 2766 nucleotides. Its product is annotated as RNA processing-related protein, mitochondrial RNA degradation. The coding region runs from base 1 to 2766 and encodes 921 amino acids. NCBI's taxonomy places the organism in Eukaryota, Fungi, Basidiomycota, Ustilaginomycetes, Ustilaginales, Ustilaginaceae. The record is from RefSeq and is a predicted model, not a curated record. Gene Ontology annotation, biological process: mitochondrial RNA 5'-end processing. Gene Ontology annotation, cellular component: mitochondrion; mitochondrial envelope. The transcript has a single exon.
AUGAGCGGUCACUCAGCGCGCAAUAUGGCGUUGCUUUCAAGUCGACAACUCGCACGUCAGCUGUCGACUACGAGCCAUGCUGCCGGUCUCUCGGCUCGUUUACGCAAGCAAUGGCGCGUUUCACCACGUCCCGCCUCCUCCGCUGCUCCGUCAUCGUCGGCAGCAGCACCAGCACCCGCCAGCGUAUCUGCAUCAACUUCUACAUCCUCGAGCACAGCCAAGCAUGACAAGCCGCAGAACAAUGGCGCAUCGCAUCAACAGCACUCUUUCGCACAGCGCAAAGCUGCAUUCCGUUCCCUUCGUCACACUUCUGCAGGAUCCAGCUCCAACUCGGCAUCAUCGUCAUCGUCGUCGCCAUCGUCAUCUUCAUCGUCAUCUUCAUCGACAACGUCAUCAUCGUCAUCGUUUAAAUUCGUAGAGAGUGCAGAUAAGGGAAAAGCACGAGAAUCGUCAUCCCAUCCCCGAGCAGCUUCUUCAGCGGCAGAUCACUCCGCGUCCCUAUUGAAGGAGCUCAACUCGCUCGACGAUCUGCUCGAUUCUCUCCAAAGUCAAGCAUUUUCCAUCUCGCAGCGGCUCAGGAACCUGGAACUGCGGCGAAGGGACGGCUCACCUGAUCGGCUUGAAAGUACUUGGGGUCCCGAUCGACUUUCUCCUCCCGGCGCCGGCGACUCUGGACAAGCCAACGUAGAUGCCUGGUCUGCGUCUCCCGCCGAAGCACCCACCUCAUCCAGAAACACCGACAAACGCUCUUCCGAAGAACCCAAAACCAAACUUGUGCACGGCAACGACUUGCUGGCAUCGUCCAACCUACGCUGGCGCGACGGGAAAGGAAAGAUGGUCGAAAGCAUCUCCUACAGCGGACCUUUCGCCGACGAGCAAAAGAAAUGGACCGAAUCCAUCACCGGUUGCGUCACAGCAAAGGGCGUGCCCAUCGACAAAGUUGAUCCGCUACGCAAGAUGGAAGUGGCUACCUUGGCGCAUGGUCUGGAUCGGGUGCUCUUCAACCCUGGAAUCUAUUGGCUGAGAGAUCCGCGUUCCGGCAUAUACAACUUCGACCCUCGCAUCAAGGACAUCCUCGACGUCGACCUUUUCGACUACGCCGCGCUUCCACCGUACAUCACCUCGAGCAAAGAUCCGGAGCUGGCGACUCUGACGCAGAAACACCAGAAGAAGUACUGCGGAAGCACGUCGUCCAUGACAUCGCUGCUGAGCCAGUGUUACUUUUUGAUCUCGGGAUGGCGUCAACCGGACGUCUCUGGGUUUUCGUCGCCGUUUGCCGGCUUGCCGAAUGGAUUUAGCGUUGGUGCCAAACUGCCAGCGUCGAUUCUCUUGCACUACAAGGAUGGAUACUAUGCGAUCGAUGCAGACAAGACCGCUGCUGGCGAAGCCGAGAACAGCAACUACGUCCUCACCUCGCUCGGCAAGAGCAUGGAAAAGAUGCUCACAGCUACGCCGGAAGAGUACGCCAAGUACAUGCGCAUCAACUCGUGGAAGCUGACCGAAGAGGAGAAGACCAAACCGGAGGCGUACCACUACGCAUCGACGGACAAGAUCAUGAUGCGAUCCCAACUCGACUGCCACGACGAGCGUCUGCCGCGCAAGACGUUCGACCUCAAGACGCGCGCCUCGAUCGGCAUAAGGAACGACCGCGCCAACUACGUCGAAGGUUCCGGCUACCAGAUCCGCCGCAGCACGGGCGUGCUGGAGAGCUUCGAACGCGAGUACUUUGACAUGAUCCGUGCCGCUUUCCUCAAAUACAACUUCCAGGCUAGGAUCGGUCACAUGGAUGGCAUCUUUGUAGCGUACCAUACGACGAGUACGAUCUUCGGCUUCCAGUAUAUCUCGGUGGAGGAGAUGAACGAGAGGUUGUUCGGGACGCAGGAGAUGGCGGAUCAGGCGUUCAGGUUGAGCUUGGGGAUGAUGGAGAGGGUAUUGGAUGCGGCUACGGGUGUGUUCCCGGGGGAGAGUUUGAAGAUUACGGUGGAGUCGAAGGAGAGGAAGGCGGAGGCGGUGGGGUUGGCGGGGAUGAGUGUGUAUGUUGAACCUGCCAACGCCUCCAGCAGCAGUACGGAAAGGGAUGGUGAGGGUGGCGAAAAGACGAAACGUACCAUCGCACAACUCGACAUCACCGUAGACAGGUACCUCGACGGAGGACUGAUGCUGGGUCCUGUCGACUUCACCCACCUACCCGGACGACGCAUCGAUCCUCUCUCGGACGAUGAGAUCGAACGACGCAUGCGAUCCUCCCUCCCGCCCGUACGCUGGGAGAUCGACUACUCCAUCUCUCCGCGACCCGAUCUCACCGAAGCGAAAAUUCGCUCCAACCUCGACGGCGUACGCGCCAAACAGGCGAGCCUCAACUCGCUCAUCCUGCCCAACGUCGAUGCGCUCAACGCGCGCGAGCAGUAUCGGACCGACGAGCUGGCCAAGAACCCCGAGGCGUUGCAGAGGUUCUUGGAGGAGAGAAAGAGCGGUGUUGCUGCGGGCAUGCCGUUGGCGCCCGGUCAGGUGUCUGCUGAAACAACCGUCGGGUCAACGAAGGGGAAGGAGGGGAAGAAGGAAAAGGAUGUGUUGCCGGAUGACGUGCUCAAUCCGACCGCAGCGGGGGAGGAUAAGUCGUCGAGGAGGAAACAGGCGGAAUCAAGGUUCGUCAGGAUGAGGAAUGCAAGGACGUUGAGGCUGAGAGAGUUGGCCAGGUUGGGUGCCAAGGAUGCCAAGGAUAGCAGCAGGCUGGACAGGCUGGUCAUGUAUCAGCCUAGGUCGUAA